This is a messenger RNA of Echinostoma caproni, 645 nucleotides long. The record is from the annotation of a GenBank genome assembly. NCBI's taxonomy places the organism in Eukaryota, Metazoa, Platyhelminthes, Trematoda, Plagiorchiida, Echinostomatidae.
CCAAUGGUGCCUCCAGCCUCUUCCGUGUUACAUAUAAUAACAAUUUCCGGCAUUCUUUUCUUCCAGUCUUGCUGUGAUAGACUUGUUCAGCGUUCCAAAGCGAACUCCCACUUUCGAUUCCAUUCUGAUUUUCUCGUUCCAUUGAACGAUUCAAUUGAAUUACGAUGCCCGCUUCAUCAUCUGGGCUGUGAUUUUAUUGCUACCCGCAUGCUUCCUCAUUUCUCAGACACAUCAACAGUUCCCCCUCCAGACGCUUCCGAUGGAGAUACACAUCUGACAUCUAAUGUAGACACACUUCCACCGGAAAUUAUGCUCCAUCUGGGCCAGUUUCUCGAUGAUGUCAGUCUGUACUGUUUUAGUCAAACCUCAGAUCGAUUGCAUGCACUGCUCACACCCGUACUUCGGCAGCGGAUGGUUGUAACACCUCACUGGAAGCGUUGUAUCCGUUCAUCUUACUCCAGUUCCGGAUGGCAAAUCGACCGGUUUGUCUGGUCAUUACCCUAUCGAACCGAUGAAAUUUUGGAAUGGCGUUGGUCCUCUGCUGGUGCGGAAAUGGCGGCGCACUUGAAAAUCUGUCCGUUCAAUGAUGUUGUUGUGCAGGCCGAACCAUUUUGUCUGACGAAUGGGACACGAAUUCCUUUCUGA